Molecule: messenger RNA, 1044 nt
Organism: Fraxinus pennsylvanica
Lineage: Eukaryota; Viridiplantae; Streptophyta; Magnoliopsida; Lamiales; Oleaceae
Source: the annotation of a GenBank genome assembly
AUGCAAUCACAGCUACAACAAGAACAAGGGAACUUUCUACUAUCUGGGGCGGGGGAACCAAUGUUUUCAUUAUACAAUCAGACGGGAGAGAUGCCGGCAAUGGUGCCAACGCUAACGCAGGCCGUCCCGGGACAGACUUACAGAGAGUGGAGCUUUAGGCCUGAUCCAAGUGGUGCCGGUGGCUCUGGAAAUACUCAGUAUUCGCCUUCAUCGCCUUAUUCUUCAUCGAGUUCGGGAUCUUUGGCUGGACAGAAGAGAACGCGAGAUCAAGAUUAUAGUGUUACUCAGUUUCCAGAGCAAGUCCAGAGGAUCUAUGGCGGGUUUGGAGAAUCAUCAUUCUCUGUCAAAACUGAGGAAGCAGAAGCAGGCGGCACAAGCGUUACACCAAUCCCCACCACCACCGUGGAACACCAGAUACCGCCGCCGCCACCAGAAAUCUCAACAGAAGAACAGGUAGAAAGAAGAAGAAAAUAUAGAGGGGUAAGGCAGAGGCCGUGGGGCAAAUGGGCAGCAGAAAUAAGGGAUCCACACAAAGCUGCAAGAGUAUGGCUAGGCACAUUUGAAACUGCUGAAGCAGCCGCUAGAGCAUAUGAUGAAGCUGCAAUCAGAUUCAGAGGUAACAAAGCCAAACUAAAUUUCCCUGGAACUGUCAGAAACUUGCCACCACCACCACCACCACCAACACUACCACCACUCCCACAAACCACCACCCUAGCGGCGGCGGCGCCGCCACCACCACCACCACAAGCAGCAUUAUUCCAAAACCAACCUUUUCAAAUAUCCGAAACUGCAAGGGACUACUGGGAAUACUCACAGUUACUUCAGAACACUGCUGAUUUUCAACAACAGCAGCCCACGAGCUUAUUAGAACAAAUGUUUUAUGCCUCAUCAAUGGCGGCUGCUGCUUCAUAUCCUCUGCAGUCCCCCAAUCAACAACAAGCAAUUAAUUCACAGACACAAGGAAAUCAAACUCAAGAAAACACACCAACUUAUCCUGCACCACCAUGGACCAGCUCAACCCACUAUCCUUCAUCUUCUAGCUAA